This is a messenger RNA of Benincasa hispida (wax gourd), 3183 nucleotides long. The record is from RefSeq and is a predicted model, not a curated record. Lineage: Eukaryota; Viridiplantae; Streptophyta; Magnoliopsida; Cucurbitales; Cucurbitaceae.
UUUCUUUUAUAAGAACCCACCCCAUUACAAACAGAGAACAGAAUAAAAAUCAAAACUUUCGUAGAACCCAUAAUUUAUUUUUUGAUUUUUUUUGAGUUUGAUAGUCUGAAAGAAGGAUGAGUGGAUUUGAGAAGCAAGUGAAGGAGAGGGCCAAGGAAUUGAAGAGCUUGUUCAAGAAAGGAGUGAAGAUUGUGGGAGAAACUUGCAAGAAAGGCUGGUCCAAAGUCAAGCAAUUGAAAGGCUGAUCAUCAUCAUCAUCAUCAUUAAAUGAUGAUGAUUCCAAAACUUCUUCUAGUAAUUUGAUAGGUAACUAUUGCAUUAAAGUCAAGAUGUCAAGAUGAACAUAGUGUUUAUACUAUCAACCUCAGGGUUAGAGGUCCCGAAGUUGAUUCCCCACUCCACGCUUUAAUUAAAAUAACUUCGCAAAAAAAAAAAAAAAUUAAAUCUCUGUGUAGAAUUAUAAAUGAAACAUUUUAGUAAAAAAUUCUCUUCCCAUUCUUGAACCUUUGCUCAUCCUCAUUCUUCGAGCCCAAGGUCGAGGAACCCAAUCACCACAUGGCCGUGAGUUGAGCCUUUGUGCCAACCUAUCCCUCGAUUCAUCCUCAUUCUUAGAGGUCAACUUCAAUCUCGGCCUUUGAGCUCAAUUAUAAUAUAAGGCAUGUCACCUCCAGAAAUUUAGAAACUUAGUCCAACUAAUGGAAGAAGAAUAGGUCCAUCAAAUACUUUAAUUUCUCAAAAUUUUCCUUUUAUAAACCAUGUAGAAGCACAUUUUUUAAAAAAUUCAAAGAUAUUUUUUAAACCGAUGUAUUUGGGAUUUUAUUUACAUGCUAACCAUCACAACAUCUUUUAACUUUUUUUUUUAAUUUAAAUAUUUCUUUUAACUUUUAAAAAUUUAGAUAUAUUUUAAAAACAAAUUACUUACUAUUUCUAUCUAAAACUGAAAUUAAGAAUAUUUCUUCACUCUUUCGAAAAUUUAAGGGAAAGUUAUUUUUAACGCAAUAUUUUCUAUAAUCUAGUCAAGAAACCAGGCCUAAUUUCACUCUCCAAGUACGCACUCUUAGCCAUUUUUACAUUUAGUUGCAGACAUUGAAGUUUCAAAACUCUUCCCAUUCUCAAUUUGUAAGCUUUUUCUUUCAAUUCUCAUCUUUUUCAUCUUUGAAUCAAGAUGAUGAUAACGAAGCUCCGAAGCUGGAACAAUCUUGUUCCCAAUCUCCAUCAAACCCCUCAACAAUCUAAUCCAUUAGCUUCCUUUUUCUGUACUAAAACCCAAAUUUCCCCGCCCUUCUCUUCCACUCCGCCGCCCUCAUCAACAACUCUUCCCGAUAAAAUUUUAACCAUACGAGACCCUAAAAUCUCUGUUAUUCCGGUACUGGAGAAAUGGGUCGGCGACGGCGGAGCGAUUGGGAUACGGGAACUUCAAUCUCUUGUUUACCUCAUGAAAAACUUUCGACGUUUCAAUCACGCUCUGCAGAUAUCUCAGUGGAUAACGGAUCGAAGAUACUUCAGUUUAUCACCGAGCGAUGCAGCAAUCAGGAUGGAUUUAAUCCAUAGAGUUCAUGGUCUGGAACAUGCAGAAAAUUACUUCAAUAGUAUAUCUUCUCAGUUGAAAACUUCUAAUGUUUAUGGCGCUCUUCUCUGUAGUUAUGUGCGAGAGAAAUCAGUUGAGAAAGCUGAAGCCAUUAUGCAAGAAAUGAGAAAGAUGGGCAUUGCUAAUACGUCCUUUCCUUAUAAUGUGCUAAUUAACCUCUACGCUCAGAUUGGGCAGCAUGAUAAGAUUGAUCUACUGACUCAAGAAAUGAAAAUGAAGGGAAUACCUCAAGAUAUUUACACAAUUAGAAAUCUUUGUGCAGCUUAUGUUGCUAAGACAGACAUUUUUGGUUUGGAAAAGAUCCUUAAAAGGAUCGAGGGUUCUGAACUCAAGGCUGAUUGGAGGAUUUAUUCAAUUGCUGCUAGUGGCUAUCUAUCAGCUGGGUUGGAAACAAAGGCUCUUUCCAUGCUAAAGAAAAUGGAGGAGAAGAUUCCAUCGAAUAAUAAUAAAUCUGCGUUUGAGUUUCUUCUGGCCCUUUAUGAAAGAACAGGUCGUAAGGACGAACUUUACAGAGUUUGGAGUACCUUCAAGCCAUUAAUUAGACAAACACUUGUGCCAUAUGCUUUAAUGAUCACAUCUCUUGUCAAGCUUGAUGAUAUUGAAGGGGCUGAAAGGAUCUUCCAGGAGUGGGAAUCAAAAUGUACUGAAUAUGACUUUCGAGUGUUGAAUCGUCUUCUGGUUGCUUAUUGCAGAAAAGGUCUUUUGGAUAAGGCGGAAUCGGUUGUUAACCAAGCAGUGGUUGGAAGAACUCCAUACGCCAGCACGUGGAGUGUGUUAGCCACGGGAUACGCAGAACACGGAUGCAUGAGCAAAGCCGUUGAGAUGUUGAAGAAAGCUAUGUUAGUUGGAAGGCAAGAUUGGAGACCAAAGUGUGACAUUUUGGAAGCUUGUCUGGAUUACUUGGAAGAGCAAGGAGAUGCAGAAACAAUGGAGGAAAUAAUACGACUAUGCAAAAGCUCGGGUAUGGUAGCGAAGGAGCUGUACUACAGAUUGCUGAGAACUUCCAUAGCAGGGGGAAAAUCAGUUCUCAGCAUUCUAGAACAGAUGAAAAUGGAUGGUUUUUCAGUAGAUGAAGAGGUUGACAAAAUUCUAGGAACUAAGACGAACUUGUAGCUUUUAGAGCAGAUGAAAAUGGAUGGUUUUUAGCAGGGGUAAAAUGUCUUAGUUUUUCUUAGACUUUUGAUUUGUUGACAGAGGCAAUGUCUAGAACUGCUAUGGCUGAAAUGCAAGGCGAGCUCUUUCUUGUGAUGAUAAAAGGAAUGCUAAUUUCACUUAUCUUGGGUCUGUUCAUCAUUAUCUCAACCAUUAACAUUUUGGUAGGCAAAAGAUAACAUAACUCAACUACCAUUUUAUCAAAAUACGCGAUUCCAAUCUUUCAAUCUCUAUUAUACUAAAAAAAAUUAAUUAAAAAAACACCAUUGUUGUAGACACUUUAAAAGUUGUGUUCUUGGGCUUUUAAGAAAGAUUUUGAUUGGGAGGGUAAAAGUAGGAAGCUUGUGGCUAUAGAUGUGUAUUAUAAAAAAACUCAUAUGUUGUAAAGAAUGCAAAAGUGAAUAUUUGGGUACAUUUUUUAUUGUAUCUAUACAUGUGCACUC